Molecule: messenger RNA, 1470 nt
Organism: Rhagoletis pomonella (apple maggot)
Lineage: Eukaryota; Metazoa; Arthropoda; Insecta; Diptera; Tephritidae
Product: pre-mRNA-splicing factor 38B
Exons: 6
Coding region: 84-1169 (361 amino acids)
Cellular component (GO): precatalytic spliceosome
Source: RefSeq, a predicted model, not a curated record
CGUGGAUUAUGAAAAGGAUCUGAUUUGGUUAAAAAAUAUAUAUUAAGCAUUGCAAAGCUUGUGAGAAAAAGGUGCAAAUCAAAAUGGACGAAGAAUAUCAGCAGCAAACUUCAGCGGCGAAGAAAGUAGGUAAACAACAUAAUACCUUGCCGUUGUGGGGAAAUGAGGGCACCAUGAACUUAAAUCCACUUAUUCUUGCAAAUAUACAGGGCUCGAGCUAUUUCAAAGUGCACUUGUUCAAACUUAAAACUUAUCAUGAAGUUGUGGAUGAGAUUUACUAUCAAGUUAAACACAUGGAGCCUUGGGAGCGAGGAUCACGCAAAACUUCGGGCCAAACUGGCAUGUGUGGCGGAGUGCGAGGAGUCGGAGCCGGCGGUAUAGUCUCAACAGCAUACUGCUUAUUAUAUAAAUUGUACACACUGAGGCUGACCAGAAAGCAGGUUAACGGGCUUCUAAAUCACACAGAUUCACCCUAUAUAAGGGCAUUAGGAUUUAUGUACCUUCGGUAUACUCAACCGCCAGCAGAUUUGUACGACUGGUAUGAAGAUUACUUACAGGACGAUGAAGAGAUAGAUGUAAAGGCUGGCGGCGGACAGACCAUAACUAUCGGACAAAUGGUUUAUCAAUUCUUGACAAAGCUUGACUGGUUCUCUACUUUAUUUCCUCGUAUACCAGUUCCAAUUCAAAAGCAAAUAGAGAAAAAAAUAGAAGAAUAUUGCCGGAAUAACAAUAUUAGUCCACAGCAGCUGGGUUCAGCAAGAAACGUAUCGUCCAAUAUGGGAAAUGCGAAUUACGAUUAUGAGGACGUGGGUUAUGAUCGACGAAGUGGUGGCGCUGGAAGUAGUCGAAGUCGAUUACCACCAGGUGCCAGUGGGAGUUAUCGCGAUGAACAUGAUGACCGCGAACAGUUUGCGAAUAGUGUUCAUAAUCGAAGACGUGAAGAUUCAACUGAGUACCAUAGCAGUAGAGACCAUGAUCAUCAUCGUGAGAAGCACAAGAAGAAGCAUAAGCAUAAGCAUCAUUCUCGAAGUCGAAGUCGCAGUCGAAGUCGUAGUGAACGGAGGAGAGAUUUGGAUUACGAUCGGGACCGUGAACGAGACAGAGACAGGAAUAGGGAAAGAGAUUAUGAACGUCGAGGGCGCGACUAUGAUGACCGCCGUCAUCGAUAAGAUAUGUAUAAAAGACACAGCAAAAUAUACAGAGGCACAAAAAAGAGUUACUUAUGUACUUAGUUUGCGGGAAAUACGUUGAUUUUCGACUACAAGCGCACUCAAUAGGAAAAAACCAUCAUUGAAUAAAGCAUUUCCAUUUAUAAACCAUUGUUAAACUCAGGAGGUCUGUUGUUUUAUAUUUUCUUUUUAUUAAAUACAGAAAAUAGAUAUACAUACACUGGUUCAAAUGUUACAAUAGUUAUUGAAAUUGUUUUGCUUCAUACUAAAGACGAUUUAAUAAACACAAAUUGCCACUAUA